Messenger RNA from Poeciliopsis prolifica (blackstripe livebearer), 1473 nucleotides. RefSeq lists its product as uncharacterized. The transcript is spliced from 4 exons. Bases 516 to 1235 code for a protein of 239 amino acids. Lineage: Eukaryota; Metazoa; Chordata; Actinopteri; Cyprinodontiformes; Poeciliidae. The record is from RefSeq and is a predicted model, not a curated record.
GAUCAGAAGCAACGUGAAAAUGAUCAGAUGCGCCUCAUUCGCCUCUCUGGCUGUAAUGCGCGCUCCGGACGCAGGGGGAACAGAUAUUCACAGAGAAACUGAAUUUCGCACCCAGAGGCAAGACAAGCUUACACUUCGCUGGAAGAAAGACCCGAUGCCCAUCAACUCUGGCUCCCAAUUCGACCGAGGCUCCACACUCAACCCAAAAGAUCACAAGAAUUACUGCAACGGGUUUGGAGACUGGACAAAGAUCACAAAAGUGAUGAAGAUUUGGAACGUUUGAAAGAUAACUACCAACUCUGCUUUGUUCCCAUUCGGAGGAGGAUUCGUCACACCAAGACAAGAUUGUGCCCAAGUGAAAAAAGUAGAACUUGAAUUUGCUGGUGUGGAUCUUCAGAACACUGUGGUGAGUCGGUCAGAACUCCAAAGAACGCAGAGUCGUACUCCAGGUGUUGCAUACCAGGAAACUUUAGAGCUGACUGAGUUUUUCUGGUCACACAAAACUUCAGGACAAGAUGACAGAAACUCCCCUAAAACAAUGGAAGAGUGGUCUCUUUGACUGCUUUGAAGAUGUCAGUACUUGUUGCUAUGGUUUCUGGUGCUGCCCUUGCCUUGCCUGCACUGUUUCAAGAAGAUUUGGAGAGAACCCCUGUUUGCCUUUAUGUGACAUCCUGACUUGUUGUACAAUUCCUCUGGGUGGGACUCCUUUCACUAUCCCCCCUGCAGCAUUGGCUUUGAGGGCUUCCAUUCGUGUCAAACGGGGCUUACAGGGUUCCCUCUGUACCGACCUGGUUGCUUCCUGUUGCUGUGUCUGGUGCUCCUGGUGUCAGAUGCAUCGUGAACUAAAGGAUGAUACUCCUCACGUUGUUGUGGUGCAGCAGCCCCAGAUGCUGCAGUCUCCAAAUUUCAUGAUGGUUGAUCAAAACUCUGCUCCACUUCUUGCUGGUUUUCAUAACCCCGCUCAAGGCCAUGGUGGGUUUCAAAACUCUCCUCAAAAUCCUGGCGGGUUUCAAAAUCCUCCUCAAAAUCCUGGUGGGUUUCAGAAUCCUCCUCAAAAUCCUGGCGGGUUUCAAAAUCCUCCUCAAAAUCCUGGUGGGUUUCAAAAUCCUCCUCCAAAACCUGCUGGGUUUCAAAAUCCUCCUCCAUAUCCUGAUGAGUGUCAAAAUCCUCCUCCAUAUCCUGAUGAGUGUCAAAUUCCUCCUGCAUAUCCUGAUGAAUUUCAAAAUCCUUCUUAAACUACUGAUGGCUUUGAAAAUCUUCCUGAAAAUCUUGCUGGGUUUCAAAAUCCUCAAACCCCAGAUGGAUUUUUAAAUCCUUCCCUUGUUGGUUUGAAUUCCUAACAAAAAAUGAAAAUAUUUGCAAACAUUUACGUUCAUCAGAUCAGUCGUGAUCAUGUAAUUGUGUUUAGUUUUAACUUUAUCCAGUAAAUUCACUGUCAAUGCUUCAAAUAAAAGUGAUGGGAGUUGAAUAUGA